Molecule: messenger RNA, 1212 nt
Organism: Dothidotthia symphoricarpi CBS 119687
Lineage: Eukaryota; Fungi; Ascomycota; Dothideomycetes; Pleosporales; Dothidotthiaceae
Exons: 2
Coding region: 123-962 (279 amino acids)
Source: RefSeq, a predicted model, not a curated record
AUGGCAGUUUUGGCACGCCUGAUCAAUACCCCGCUGCUCUUAUGGAUUCUCGCUUCCGUCUACCCCCUUGUCUUGCCGUCAACCUCGCCAACACGAUGUGAGGGAGAGUUUGUCUACAGGUUAUGGCUUACACAACUAUUCAGCUUAUCUCCCAUCCCGUUCAAUCUGUCUCCAGUACCGCACAGCAAAAACACCCAUACAUGGUCAAUUCACUCUCACAAGCCGGGACUCCUUCUCCACCUAACGGCUGGCCCGCUCUGUCCACGGAACUAAAGCUCCAAAUCCUCACCUACUACACGUCCAUCCCCUCACCAAUAGGCUACGCAGCCCACGCCGCCCUAUUCGCCCCGCAAGGCCUCAUCGGGGCCCUCAUCCAGACGCAAAAUCACAAAACCGUUAUCCUCGCCCUCGAAACCUACUACAAAACAAAUACCUUCCUCAUAUCUGCCUUCCCCGCCCCCAGGAUGAUCUACCCCUCACCCACGCACGCCCCCUCAAUCCGCUCCCUGCACUUCCUCGUCCGCCACUGCUACCUCGGCCUCACGCUGGAAGAUCUAAUCCUCGGUCUCCGCUCCAGCCUGCGCAUGCUGCUCACGCCCGCUCGGCCGCUCGAUCGCGCCGCGCUGACGCUAUGCGGGGGUCCCAGCCAAUGCGGGGGCCGCGACUAUGGCGGGAGCACGGCAUGGCAGGCGCUGUUUUGCAACCUAAGGGCGCUGAGGGUAGAGAUCCAUGUUCAUGUUAGUCUCGCCACACGUGGCGAGGGGAGGUGUGGGAUCUGUUUUCUGGAUAGGGAAGAUGUCGAGGGGCUGGCGGCGUUGCUGGAGCAGACCAGUAUGGGGAUUAAGGCCGCGGAGGUCGAGGCUGUUGUUAAGACGAUUAUGUUUUUUGGUGUUGGGCCGUUGAGGUGUGAGUGCUUGAGGGUUGUGGAGCGGGUUGUUGAGGGGUUGGCGAGGAGGGCGUAGGUUGGGAGAUGGGAAGGGAAGGAUGAGCGUGAUGUGGCGUGCUAAGUCGUAUGAUCUUCUUCUUUCCAGGGUUUUCCGCUUCUCUUAUUUGUUUCUUUGUUGACUUUCAACUAUCGAUCUUGCUCCCGAGCACUUUCUUUCACGUCACUUACAGAGUACGCCACUUCCACAUCCCCAGCGCAAGAGUAGACAUACCGAAGGAUACAAGGGCUGAUGAGGAUUUGGUCGGAGGCAAGGGAGUGAGAUAGCC